GUGGCCGAUUCCCUCCAGUUAAUUAAAUCUCUCUCUCUCUCUCUCUCUCGGACUGCGACUUUCCAGUAAAACCGUAGAGGCCCAAAUCCCAGCUGUUGCUAGCUGUUUCUAAUCCACUCCCCAUGUGCCCUACCAUCUCCCCCUCCACCUCCGAUACCUCUGGGCCUUAAAAACUUAGCCAUCUAACCUCAUACUGUGCUUGCUUCUCUAGCUAGAUACUAUUUUACACUCCUAUAACAAUCCCCUUCCCAUCACUUGCUGGACGGAGUGUUUAUAGGAGGAGGACAUUAUCCCCAAGAUCUUGUCAUUACAUUUCGGGAUUGGUUAGUUGUGUUCGUGUUGUUGUUAUUACAUAGGAGGUUUGAUAUACAAGGAAGAUUAAGAUUAUGGCUCAAUUGCCACCCAAAAUUCCUGCUGUCACCCAAAAUUGGCCUUCCUUUUCUCACCAAACAAUGUCCAAUUAUUUCUCAAACGCUGCCGCCAGUACCAUGGAGAACCAUCAACCCUGUUGGGUUGAUGAGUUCUUGGACUUCACGUCCACCAGGCGCGGGUCCCACCGCCGGUCUAUUAGCGACUGCAUCACUUUCAUCGAGACGACCAACAUGCCCUCCUUGGUGGAAGAUCAAUGCCAUGACAACAACAACAGCAGCAGCUGCAAUAAUAACCAUUCCUCUUCCAAUGCCUUGAUUUCCGCUAAUCCUGGGUUCGACAAGUUGGAUGAUGACCAGCUCAUGUCCAUGUUUUCCCAUGACAUGUCCUUGUCUUUGCCACCAUCCUCCUCCAACCCCUCCACCCCGUCCGACCAAAAUAGCAAAAACGAUGAGAAACCAUCAAUGCCAACAGAUCAACAUCACCAUCAAGAAGAAGGAAAUACCGAGCAGCAACAAGCAGCAGUGGCCAAGACCGAGCCAGGAGAGGUGGAGAGUUCAUGCAAGCAAGAACCACACCAGCCUCCUCUACCCACAUCUUCAAAUAAUGGUGAUACCAUCAAUGACCCGAAGAGGGUGAAAAGCAGAAUUUUGGCAAAUCGGCAAUCUGCACAAAGGUCAAGAGUGAGGAAAUUGCAAUACAUUUCAGAGCUUGAACGUAGCGUCACAACAUUACAGACGGAAGUAUCAGCAUUGUCGCCAAGAGUUGCAUUUUUAGACCAUCAACGGCUGAUUCUCAACGUUGAUAAUAGUGCCCUCAAGCAACGGAUUGCCGCUUUGGCUCAAGACAAGAUUUUCAAAGAUGCCCAUCAAGAGGCAUUGAAGAAGGAAAUAGAGAGACUCAGGCAGGUCUAUCACCACCAAAAUCUCAAGAAGAUGAACAGCAGCAGCCAUGCAGCAGCAGCAGCAGCAAGAGAGCAAUCGCCAAACCACGAAGCAAUUCAGUGUUCGGAAAAUUAAGCAAAGCUUUAAAGUUCUAACAUGAAUUGAUUAAAAAGUAAAAAGAAGAAAAGAAAAGAAGAAGAGGCAGUGACUAGCAACGAGAGGCUGUGGGGGCACUUCUGGUGCUAACAUGGGCUUUCACGUGAUGUGUCUCUAUAUGGUAGGACCCCUGACAAGCUUGUAUGGAUGGAACUAGUCAAGGAAACGUGGACUGCUAGUAUAGGGCGGUGACGAAUUUCUAUUUUAAUUAAUUUCAAAAGUGGGUUUUGAUUUCUCUUUAAUUUGCUCAUAUGCUUAAAAAAUGACUUGAAUUCUUUUUUUCUUUCUUUUGUGGGAUUAGAACUAGAUAUUGGGAGUGGGGUUUUGUGUUGGGAUACACGAAAAGGAAAAGUUGUCAGGGAUGAGCAGAGGUUAAUGCUUUCAUUGUAUUGUAUUGUAUUGUUUUGUUUUGUUUUGUGUCUUUUGUUUCUUUUAAUUUUUUUUGUAUGAAAAUGUAGAAAAGAUUUCGGAUCCAUUGGGAAUUCAGUUGGGAUUUUUUUCCUUUU
Molecule: messenger RNA, 1915 nt
Organism: Populus nigra (black poplar)
Lineage: Eukaryota; Viridiplantae; Streptophyta; Magnoliopsida; Malpighiales; Salicaceae
Product: basic leucine zipper 61-like
Exons: 5
Coding region: 387-1388 (333 amino acids)
Biological process (GO): positive regulation of DNA-templated transcription
Cellular component (GO): nucleus
Molecular function (GO): DNA-binding transcription factor activity; DNA binding
Source: RefSeq, a predicted model, not a curated record